This is a messenger RNA of Syngnathoides biaculeatus (alligator pipefish), 816 nucleotides long. It is a transcript of the gene lyrm1, whose product is annotated as LYR motif containing 1. Bases 225 to 590 code for a protein of 121 amino acids. Lineage: Eukaryota; Metazoa; Chordata; Actinopteri; Syngnathiformes; Syngnathidae. The transcript has 5 exons. The record is from RefSeq and is a predicted model, not a curated record. Gene Ontology annotation, cellular component: mitochondrion.
GAAUUAAUUAUAACAUAGGUAUACCACGUUUCCUUAAAAUAAUUAAUUUACGUUAACAUUCGGUGAAGUGAGCGCUUCGCUAUUUUUUUAAAAUACAUUUAUUUAAUAAAAGGACAGGUGACGUCACUAUUAUGCGACAACUAUUUGCGACACCAGAGCCAGGCAGCUUCACCUUACAAGAAGCAUUUAAGUUCACUUUUCAAAGAUUCCAAUCUUGAGUCCAGAUGACGGCCUCCACUCAGAGGACGGUGUUGUCGCUGUACAGGCGGGCGUUUCGCAUCGCACGAACCUGGCAAGCCCAGAGCGGGGUGGCAGGUGACACCGCCGCCGAGAGGAAGUAUAUCAUUCAGGAGGCCCGCACUCUGUUCCGACAGAACCAGCAGAUGACCGAUCAAGGCGCAAUCAAGAAAUGUAUUGAGGAAUGUGAAGCGAGGAUGGAAAUAGGUCUACAUUACAGGAUUCCAUAUCCAAGGGCUACAUAUCUGCCGCCUCUGGGACUGGCCACUCAGAAAGGGAGGAAGCUGCGAGCGCAGCAGCGUCUGAGGAAGCAGGCCAAGCCAAUUUAUUUAGAAUCGCACAAAGAGACCUGACGGUCUCGGUCCGCAGGAACUCUAGAGGGCGGCGUCGCCAGCCGAUCUCGCUUGGGGCUGACGCGUCAGUGGCCCCCGCGGACCGAGCAUUCAUCGCCAUCGAGACGCUUCCAGUAUAUUUUAAUUAUCUUUUCUUAACAUUGUCAUGCUGUGCCAUGUCACAAACGAGUAUGUAUUAUAUAUAUAUAUUUGCAAUUAAUUUAUUGUUUUUGUAAAGGCACUAUUA